CUGAACCCUGAUGUGGCUCUGAUGUGGGGACACAGAGGAUGCCACAGAUUGUAAAGGGAAGGACGGAAGCAGACACCUGGUCACAGGUGUGAUCAGGAAGACAGCAGGAAAAAGGUGUGAAGUGGGGAAUCUGGGUGUUCACAGAGGAAAACCAGGGUGGGUGUUCCUGGCUCGCUUGUGUCCUCAAACAAGCCGUCACACUCCCAGGAAUGGUUUCUAGGUUCAGCAAGCAGGAGAGGAGUUAGGCUCACCCCAGAAGUGCUCCAUGCUAAACGGGAGACACAAGCCUUAUGUAAGCUACCAAACUAAGCACCCCAUCCUGCUAAGUCAUGGGCCUACUGGAACCCCCAGAACGAGGAGGAGCUAAGGUUCCAGGGUAGGAACCCGCAAACUGAUGGUUGAGGAUGAAGCUGCAAUCUGGAGCAGAGAUGGGGACGUGCCCUGGGUCAGCUGAGAACAAAGGAGUCCCAAGUAUACAUUGAUAGAUCUCAGUAAAUGGCGGUCAGGAGGGGAGUGGCCAACCAGGGAACAUACAGGACUGGUCAGGAGGGGAGUGGCCAACCAGGGAACAUACAGGACUGUGUGGAUCUUAAGUACUGUGGAGGCCAAAGUGAGUCUAGGAUAUAUGGGGAGGGGCGCUGGCUGAACACAGGUCCAGGCUAGCUUCAACACCUGUGUUUUGGACCUCCAUGGACCUCCGUGGCUCUUCGUGGCCCUCUGUGUCCCUCAGUGUCCCUCUGGCUUCAACCCGGGGAUCUCUUCUGCUUCGUUGAGUCCAUCUGCCAGAAGCCUUCCUCUUUUUUGGUUUGGGGUCACACUGCAAAGCACUGAGCCUUACAGUCACAGAGAGAACUCAAUGCCUGAGGGAGGAGAGUGGCCAGGGAGGUGUGGGCCAGUGGAUUAGCUGAAAGACCUUUGGCAGAAGCGCCAAAUGCCAUGGCUGACGCCAUCACCUACGCAGACCUGCGCUUUGUGAAGGUGCCCUUGAAGAACAGCGUCUCUAAUCACCUCGGACAGGACUGUGAGGCUUACGAGGAUGGAGAACUCACCUACGAGAAUGUGCAAGUGUCUCCAGUCCCAGGAGGGGCAUCAGGCUUGGCUUCCUCUACCCUAGUGGACAAAGCAGGCGUCAGGUCAGAGCAGCCAGCUGCAUCCUGGAGCCCCGUGAAGUCGCCCGCUGUAGGGUGGAUUUCCCGUUGUCACGCAGUCGGCUUGCAAUACUUCUUGCUGGGCCUUGUCCUGGCCUGUCUGAUGUUAGGGGUGGCUGCCAUCUGCCUAGGAGUUCGCUAUCUGCAGGUGUCUCAGCAAUUCCAGCAGGUAACCAGGAUUUUGGAAGCCACCAACAGUAGCUUGCAGCAGCAGCUCAAGCAGAAGACAGAUCAGCUGGAGCAGAAGGAGGGGGAUCUGCAGGAGUCUCGGACAGAGCUGUCCCUGAGUCAGGACGCUUUACAGGAGAAGCAGAAGAUCCAUGAGGUCACGGAGCAGCAGCUACAGGCCUGCCAGUCUGAGGGACAGAGGACCAAGGAGAACUUGGAAAGGGAGGAGCAGCAGAGGAGGAACUUGAACCAGAGGCUGGUCAACAUGCAGGACACACUGAGGCGCACUCUUUCCUGUUCCUCAGACACCUGCUGUCCACUGGGAUGGACACAGCACGAGGGAAGAUGCUUUUACAUCUCACACACUCUCAGGAGUUGGCAAGAGAGCCAGAAAUACUGCACAUCUCUGUCCUCCCAACUGGCUACUUUAGUCAAAGAACCGGAUAAGUAUCCUUAUCAAGUCUCUCUGCCCAAUGGCUUAGGGAAGUUGCUAACUGAUUCAAAGUCAUAUUGGAUCCAGCAUCCAAAAUAUACUGUAGGAUACUACAGAUCGUCUGUAUCUUAUUCUCAAAGCUCAUAUUGUAGGAAGAUAGAGAAAUGGCGUGAAUCAUGGCAAAGAUCUUCCUCACAGUGUACAGACUCUUAUCCUUGCAUUUGUGAGCUGGAAGCUUUCCGGUUUCCUGACGGGGAUCACCUGCACUGAAACAGGAACAAGAGCUUGUGACCUACAUCCUUAACCUGUGGCCUGCGAUUCCUCAAGCAUUCCCUCACUCUCGGACAUGCUCAGCUGAGGGCUGAUCCUGGCCUGGCAACCUGCUGCCUGCUUCAAAGUCACCCAGAAACUGGACUAUUCCUG
This is a messenger RNA of Alexandromys fortis (reed vole), 2172 nucleotides long. It is a transcript of the gene Cd72, whose product is annotated as CD72 molecule. The transcript has 9 exons. Gene Ontology annotation, molecular function: transmembrane signaling receptor activity. Gene Ontology annotation, cellular component: plasma membrane. Lineage: Eukaryota; Metazoa; Chordata; Mammalia; Rodentia; Cricetidae. The record is from RefSeq and is a predicted model, not a curated record. Bases 937 to 2019 code for a protein of 360 amino acids.